AUGGGGUGGCAGUCUGUGCUGUGCUCGUAUUGCUACGGCAUAAAGCAGGUACUCGCGCCUAGUAUAGCGCCGAAAUGGGACGCUGAGGCCCCUGUUUUCAAGCUCGACCAAGACCUGCAUGUGGCCAACGGUACUCGGGCCGAACCCCGGAGUUUUGCAGCCAGUGACGCGCCCACGAGAAGUCGCGCAAAGCCAAGGUCUGGCAUUGAUCCGCUGCCUAAUGAAUUGAGCCUGGAGGAAACGCCACCGCGGGGGAAGGGCCAGCUUGGCUUGGAUCGACAAGGACAAGCCCGGCAUCCCGAAAAAAGCAAAAGCCCAAGCCCCAAAGCUGGGGAGUGGGAACGCAUGGGCCGACUCCUGGGGGACAUUUCGGCAGCUCCUCCGUACAUCGCUCACUCAGGCUUCCCGGCAAUUGGCAAAAGAGCUCGCGCACCUCCCUCCCACACGGAGAAGAGGAGGAGGAGGGAGAGGGAGAGGGAGAUCGCCGCUCCCAGAGCUGAAAAAAAUCAUUUCUACAAUGUACUUGGGGAUCAGGCCAUGCAAUAUCGUGAAGUGGCCCAUUGGCAAUUAACGUCAAUCAGCAAUCUCCUGCCCAUCCCCAGACGCGGCGAAACCUCACGAACGCAGAACGAAUAUUGGAGGACUGGCCACGAUGCCGAAGCCAAUGCUCAAGCUCAAUUGGCAAUGCCAAUCCCCUCUGCGCUUGUACGCACGCGUGCUUGUGCCUGCACCGCACCGCUACAGGUAAUUCCGGGGCGCAUGUGGGCGUCUUGCAAACAAGAUUUGUCUCCUGCGGCCGACUGGGGGUGUCUCGAGCCGCUGAGCAUGUUUCUCUAG
This is a messenger RNA of Trichoderma virens Gv29-8, 837 nucleotides long. RefSeq lists its product as uncharacterized. The transcript is spliced from 7 exons. The record is from RefSeq and is a predicted model, not a curated record. The coding region runs from base 1 to 837 and encodes 278 amino acids. NCBI's taxonomy places the organism in Eukaryota, Fungi, Ascomycota, Sordariomycetes, Hypocreales, Hypocreaceae.